Caenorhabditis elegans is the source of this 730-nucleotide messenger RNA. RefSeq names its product Helix-loop-helix protein ngn-1 (gene ngn-1). Lineage: Eukaryota; Metazoa; Nematoda; Chromadorea; Rhabditida; Rhabditidae. Gene Ontology annotation, cellular component: nucleus. The record is from RefSeq and is marked reviewed. Gene Ontology annotation, molecular function: protein dimerization activity. Bases 58 to 612 code for a protein of 184 amino acids. The transcript is spliced from 3 exons.
CAUUAGUCAGUCAUUUUCCACAGUGGUGCCCCCACCCACGUGUUUUUGUUUUGCACAAUGUACCAUCAUUCACCAUUCUACCCGCAUCAUUUGCAAACUGGCGAGCAAGAUUUAGAUAUGGAACGAGAAAAUGAUAUGGAUCAGAACUCCAAGAAUUCUACACAAAAGCCUGUAAAACGAGAAAAACGGAGAUAUAGAUGCCGAAAGCGGAGCCCAGCGACAAUCGAACGAGCAAAAACCGUCAGAAGAGAUAAGGCUAAUGCUCGAGAACGUCGGAGAAUGAAUAGUUUGAAUGAUGCGUUGGAGCAUCUACGUGGCAUACUUCCAGCUCUUCCAGAUGAGCCAAAAAUGACGAAAAUCGAGACUUUGAGGAAAGCCCAAGAAUACAUCGCCAGUCUAAGCUUCCAACUAUCCGGCGGCUCCCCAGACUCCUCUCAGUGCUGCGAGACGGGUUCCUGUGGCCUGUGCUCCGCGAGCCAAUCUCUUCAGUCCACACCAUUCCAAUCACCAUGCUUCCCACAACCACUACAGUACCCCUCAUCCUACAGUAAUCCACCGUCGCAAAUGUACUACCAUCAUCAUCAUCAGAGCCCAAGCUUCCCACAUCAUUGACACAAUUUUUUGUUCAAAGUUUUUUUUUUCAGAAAUUUCACAUUUUUGGGUAUCGUCUAGUCAAAUUUGCUCUCACUUGGCAUAUUUCAAUUUUUUUUUGUAAAGAAUAAAAUUUUUU